CCCUAAAGCUGACUCGGAAACAACUUAUGGGUCUAAUCACUCACACAGACUCUCCUUACAUCAGAGCACUAGGCUUCAUGUACAUAAGAUACACUCAGCCACCAAGUGAUCUGAUUGACUGGUACGACGGCUUCCUGGAUGAUGAGGAGGUAUGUCAUCUUGGGUAAUAAUUUGAUAUUUCUUUCUGACUUACCAGUAAAUCCUUGCACUGUACAUGUUCAAAGCUGUAUGUUCCCCACUUGUGGUGCUCAUUUAACUGAUUUUUCACCUUUGCCUUCAUUUGGCUUAAUUGUCAUUAGUUUCUGUCCUUCGAACCCAAAUUGCUAAGUUACUUGCUCGCUUCUCUGCUUCUGAGGGGUUUUUUUCUGGGUAAGUACCACACAUGAUGCUGAGUUAAUCUUUAAAGUCAGCUGUUGUAUUAAAGCAUGCUCUGUUAUUUAAGGACUUGUUGCACAAAAUCAAAUUAUAUUUGAAAUUGGUAAAUUCUCAAAAACAAACAAGCAGGAUUACACCACAUGUCAAACGUCACUGUACGUAAUUAUUUUACACAUUUUAUUUUACUAAAAUGUAAUUGUCCCACACUGUGCAACCAGGCCUCAUUUGAAGUUCCUUUGCUUUAUAUAUAUAUAUAUGAAUUGAUCCUACACAACUGGUUAAUUGCCCUGUUUUUUUCUUUAGAUGCCAAUUGUGCGGCAGGUGAAUUGGAAAAUGUAUCUCAGCACUGUUGGUUUGAGUGUGAGCUUGACGUGAAAGCAGGAGGUGGUUGUGUCAUGACCGUCGGAGAGAUGUUGCGAUCGUUUCUGACCAAACUGGAAUGGUUUUCCACCCUUUUCCCUCGGAUCCCAGUUCCAGUUCAGAAGAUUAUUGACCAGCAGAUGAAGGCAAGGCCUCGCAAGACUAUUCAAAAGGAGACAAAUGAGGAAGAAGCUGCAUUUGGUGAUUCAGGAAGGCAAGGUGAUAGACGGCGCUCCAGGACACCCAAAAAAACACCAAGCCCACGCCAGACACCCAAACGAUCGAGGAGCAGAAGCCACCACCGUGAACGAGAUCGCCGUGGCCCUAGCUUUGACCGUGAACUCGAUAGGGAGCGUGACCGGCAACGAAAGGAGAGGGAGGGCAGGGACAGAGAUAGGGAGAGAGAGAGGCGGCGUUCCCGCAGCCCAGAUAGGAACCAAGACAGACGAGAACGCAGAAGAAGUCGUAGUGGCAGCAGAGAGCGAAGAAGCGAACGGCGGGAAAAAGAAAGAGACGGUGGAGAUGACAGAAGCAGGAAGAAGGACAGGGACCACCACAAGGACAGAGGCAGUGAUAGGGAGAAGUCCAGGGAGAAAAAGAGCAGAGGGGAGAGCGACGACAGGAGACACAAAGACGACAGGGAGAGACACAAAGAAGAGAGGAAGACCAAAAGGUCCAGUCGGAGUCGCAGCAAGGAAAAAAGGCACAAGAGUGGAGAGGAGAAGACCAAGAGACGGGACCGCAGCCACAGCAGAGAGAGAGACAGGGAGAGAGAUGGAGAACGGCGGUCCCACAAACGGAGCCGUAGCAAAGACAGGAGCCACCACCAGAGGGAGUCCAGUAAUGAUCAGAAUAAUAAACAUAGUGAACGCAAGAGGAGUCGGAGCACUGAGUAAAAGUCACCUCGCAGCAAUAUUCUCUCUUUUAUUCUCUGUAUAUUUUCUACCCAGUUGUCUGAUCUGCCACUUGUGCUGAAAAGAAGGUAUUUUAGCAAAGCGGUUUCUGGAUAUGUCUCUGGAUGAUGCAAUGUUGCAUUUCUUUGUUGUUUUCUGCCUUUUUCACUCCCAAUUAUAGUCUUGUUAGUUUUUACUUGAAAUUUGGGGAAAGGCAAAUCAAAACUGUCGUUUUUAAUUUUUGUGGUUAAUUCUUCCUGCCCUGGGUUGAAGAUGAGUUUGUAUAUACAAUGUUUUGGAAGCUGUCUACGCAUAACUUUUCAGAUAGACCUUGAUGACUGCUUUGGCUGUAGUCCAUAUGUAAAAUGGAUUCUAAUCCAACAUUGACGUUUCGGUUAAAGCUGUUGUUUAGGCUGGAAAAUUGUCCCUUUUUACUGAGCCUGAGUGGAAUUGGAUUGUAUUGUCUGUAUAUCUGACCACCUUUAUCUGUUGACGUCGAAUUAGACAUUUUUUGAACAGUAUACACAGAUCCAAAUCCAUACUAUAGCUUAGUGGCCCAACACUGUCAGGUCUGUCUGUCAGUGAUUGUGUGUACUUGGCCUCAAAAUGUUUUAAUCCUUUACAGGGCUGUUUAAAAAGAGGGAAUUUAUUUUUUUGUUUUUGUUUUUUUGACCACAUGCCUGAGCUUUGCUUGUGCUGUGAUUCUGUUGUUGCUAUGAUGCAUUUUUUUUUCUAUUAAAAACACUUUUACAAA
Cynoglossus semilaevis (tongue sole) is the source of this 2382-nucleotide messenger RNA. RefSeq names its product pre-mRNA processing factor 38B (gene prpf38b). The transcript has 4 exons. NCBI's taxonomy places the organism in Eukaryota, Metazoa, Chordata, Actinopteri, Pleuronectiformes, Cynoglossidae. The coding region runs from base 516 to 1631 and encodes 371 amino acids. The record is from RefSeq and is a predicted model, not a curated record.